Drosophila santomea is the source of this 2789-nucleotide messenger RNA. RefSeq names its product peptide transporter family 1 (gene yin). Gene Ontology annotation, cellular component: membrane. Bases 363 to 2585 code for a protein of 740 amino acids. The transcript has 4 exons. Gene Ontology annotation, biological process: transmembrane transport; oligopeptide transport. Gene Ontology annotation, molecular function: dipeptide transmembrane transporter activity. NCBI's taxonomy places the organism in Eukaryota, Metazoa, Arthropoda, Insecta, Diptera, Drosophilidae. The record is from RefSeq and is a predicted model, not a curated record.
AAGCGCAGCUUGCAAAUGGACGGAACAUCAUUUAUCUUCGGCCAGCGACGACGAUCGUUUUAUGGCGUCAACCUGGUGAUCACCUCCCCACAACCCCCUUUCACCAGUGUCUUUUUUUAAUGUAAUACUCUGUACAACUUUUUUUUGGCAACGCAAAACAGUGCAAAAACCUUUUUGUGUCAAAACGUGUGCGUGUGUUUUCCGUUUCUCAUUGCUGCUGCUGUUUCUCCGUUUCUCCAUUUCUUGAUUUUCGGGGGUACUUUGACAAAAUUCCAAAGUGCCCAGCGCGAUUAGGCGACUCUUGUUUCAGCUCAUUAAAGCACAAUAAGGAGAUAACCAAGCCAAGGCGAGCCAAUGCCAAAAUGGUAACGAAAAUAACCAACGGUAAAAACGGACAAAAGGAGGAGCCCGAUUGUGGCAUUGCGCCAUCCGUUCCGUAUCCCAAGUCUGUGGCCUUCAUUAUUAGCAAUGAGUUCUGCGAGCGCUUCAACUACUAUGGCAUGCGCACCAUCCUGGUGCUGUACCUCACCAACAAACUGGGAUACAAUGAGGAGACGGCCACGGUACUCUUCCACACGUUUACCAUGCUGGUCUAUAUCUUUCCUCUGAUCGGAGCUCUUAUCGCCGAUGGCUGGAUGGGAAAGUACAAGACGAUAUUAUAUCUAUCUCUGGUGUACAGCCUAGGGGCUAUGGUGGUAUCCUUUGGCGCCGUUCCGAUAACGGGGAUGCCAACGAAAGCUGUGACCGUGGUGGGACUCUUACUAAUAGCAGUCGGGACCGGAGGAAUCAAGCCCUGCGUUUCCGCCUUUGGUGGCGACCAGUUCUCGCUGCCCGCCCAAAGCCUCCAGCUGGCCAAGUUCUUUUCGCUGUUCUACUUUGCCAUCAACGCAGGAUCUCUGAUCUCGACCACAUUCACCCCGAUCCUAAGGGCCGACGUCCAUUGUUUUGGCGAUCAGGAUUGCUUCUCGCUGGCAUUUGGCGUGCCCGCCAUUUUGAUGAUCGUUUCGGUGGUAAUCUUUAUGGCCGGCAAGCGGUUGUACAAGUGUCAGCCACCGGCUGGCAACAUGAUCUUCGGGGUGUCGCGUUGUAUUGCGGAUGCGUUCAAGGGAUGGCAAAAGCGCAGGCACUCGGAGCCAAUGGAAAGCUUUCUGGAUUAUGCCAAGCCAACGGUGGGUGCGCGGAUGGUGCGGGAGACUAAGUGCCUGGGAAGAAUCCUGCGACUCUUUCUGCCCUUUCCCGUCUUCUGGGCCCUCUUUGACCAGCAAGGCUCGCGAUGGACCUUCCAGGCCACACGAAUGGAUGGCAUGGUGUUGGGAUAUCAGAUAAAGCCCGACCAGAUGCAGGUGGUCAAUCCCCUGCUCAUCCUGGGGUUCCUGCCAUUAUUCGACUAUAUCGUUUACCCUAUUCUGGCACGCUGUGGAAUAAGGAGACCUCUGCAGAAGCUUACCAUAGGCCUUCUUCUGGCUGCCUUGGGAUUCUUCCUCUCAGCGGGUCUUGAGAUGAAGAUGGAGCAGGCCGCGUACAGAGCCACGCCUACGGAGCCUGACAUGUCCCACCUGAGAAUAUACAAUGGCAUGCCCUGUCGCUAUGAAAUCUCGAGUGCAGUGGGUCAAAAGACUAAAACUCAACGCUUUAUAGAACCUCUGAAUGUGUGGGAGGAUCUUUCACUCCAGAUGGCCAAGUCCAAUGAAUACGCUUUUAGGGCUCAGCCCGUAUCCGGAGACUGCCCUGCCAUCACCGGCAAGUUGCGUUUGCAACCAGGAAAGUCAGUGAGUUACUUCUUAGCCCAAGACAAGCUCGUCGAGUUCGCCGAUGGAUUACAAUUGGCGGCCACUGACACUGGUCACACUUCUGUGAGAACUCUGCUAAACACGCCAGACGGCGAGGGACCUAUACAUCUAUUAACUGAGUCAGACGCAUCCCAGGAAUCGCCGCUUUCCCUGGUCAAACGCAAUGUGUCGCAGCUCCACAGGAUCACACCUGGCUUUGCUCGGGUAGACAUCAAUGGUACAAAGGUGGCCAGCUUCGAGGCCAAAGGAGGUGGACUUUACAGCCUUCUGGUAUCGGGAAGUGCCCGCGAUGGUUACCAAUACAACGUGGUCGAGGUGGUAGCCCCCAGCACCGUGUCGAUUCUGUGGCAACUCCCCCAAAUUGUCGUGAUGACCGCAGCCGAGGUGAUGUUCUCGGUAACUGGGCUGGAGUUCUCCUACUCCCAGUCGCCACCUAGCAUGAAGAGUGUUCUGCAGGCCUGUUGGCUGCUUUCGGUGGCCAUUGGCAACAUGAUCGUCGUGGUGAUUGCCGAGUUCAAGUUUACCAGCUCGCAGUCCGGGGAGUUCACCCUGUUCGCCAGCCUCAUGCUGGUGGAUAUGUUGAUCUUCUUGUGGCUAGCCCGCAGCUACCAGUACAAGGAUCAACGCGAGGACCUCGAGGACGACGACGAUGCGGCAAUCGAGAGUGUUAUGCAGUCGAAACCGAAGGCCACUGCAGUUGAUACUACCCCACGAAAAAGAGGCGGCAUUGAGGCGGAACCGGGAUACGGGGCAUACCGCAAUCACGCCUACGACAACGAUUUUUCGGAGGCCUAGACUCUCGAUUUUCGUACUUAAAAUCCAUAUCCAUAUCAACAGCGUCGCCCGCAUUCACAUUUAGUCGUAGCUAGCUCUUCUAUUUAUUUUAUUUGUGCGCAUUUAUUUAUGUAGUUGGCUGUAAAUACGUUCGUUUCUACGAGUAUUCUUUAGAUGCAUUUUUUUACCCAAUUGUUUUGUAAAUACAUUUUAUACGUUUUAUUA